ACAAUUGCACGUGCAAGAUGGCGGAUCUUCGAGAACCUUUCGAGUUGUGUAAAGUCCUUCAAAACGGCCCGCUUGUUGGAAUAUCAAGACUAACUGGUAGUGAAAAUGUUCUCCUUACGUUUAAUGAUAGAAGAGUUCUUGUUUACAACCUGGAACAUCAGAAACUUAUCAACAGCUGGUCCGUGGAACAACAGGAUGAAGUGACUAGUGCUGCUGUCUAUAAUCCCGUCGAUAAAACCUUCUUGAUGGCCUUAAACAAGACGGAGAUUUUCAUGUGGAAAGAAACUGAUUCAGAUUUUAGUUCAUGUCAAAGAAUCCAAUCUGAGAAGAAUGUGUGUUGUCUCCAUGUGUGGAACUAUCUUGAAGUUGAUACACUUGUCAUGUUUGAGGAUGGGUCCUCAAUGUUUUUGGCUUAUCUUCUUCAUAAUAGUGAAGAGAGAAAAGCAAAAAGGAGGAAAGCCUCGAAGUGUACCAAUGAUCUUCUUUGGACUUGUGUUUUCCAUCACCAGGAGCAACUAUCUUCUGUGUCUCUAAGAAAAGAUGAAAAGAAUGAGUACAUUUUGAAUGUUACAAAUCAUACAAUACCAGCUCAUCUGAAUCCAAAGAACGAGACAAUGGAGUUCAAAGUAGCACCUCCUGAAAAGGAUGCCGAGCCAUUGUGUUGGUGUUUAUAUGAGGGAGGAUACCAUUUAGUAUCUUACUGGUCCACUGGGGCUCUUUGUCUCACAGAGCUAGAAACAGUACUUGAGCAGAAACAAGGUGAUGAAAUGCUGACUCUCUCCUGCAAAACAAUUCAGAGAUUACAACCCCUGCACAGUGAAAGUAAUAAGAAGUGCGUGGCUAUGUCAGCCAUAGACCUGGAUCGUGUAUGUCUCUGUGGAAGCAGCAUGAUUGAUGGAAAAUUGAAAGACGUGGUUAUGAUAUGGAACAUAAAGUAUGGUACUUUGCAGUCGUGGCAGACUUUGGACAAAAUCGUCGAAAAACAGAGUUCAUUGCUCAGUUACUCGCGGAGUAGAGGAGCUUGUAGUGUAUGUUGUAUUCCAGGCUUCAUUUGUAUUGGCUUUCAUCAUCUUGUAGCUGUAUGUCAGGUCUCAAUUGAAGCAAGCUCGUUAGCAUCUGCUCUGGGACAACUAGAUUCGACAGCAAAGUUCCUGAGGACCGACAAAGUUAAACCAGAGCUGCUUGUGACGCCUAAGUUAGCGAGACCAGGCGAGGCUCUCAAGCACUGGCAAGAGACAAUUGCGAGAGAUGAUGAAGUGGAAAAAGAAGCUCUACAAAACUUAACAGAUCCAUCAAAGACUCCCACGCUUGAGGCGUUCUCUACGGAACUUCGGAAAUACAUGGAAUUAAAGCUUUCUGGAAAAGAUGAAGAACCUGAAAAUUCUAAUCAAUCACUGGAUUCUAGCAAAGCCGUGCCUGUGUUUGGAGGAAAGUUUGGUAAAAGGACAGAAGUAUUAUCACAACAUUUUAUAUCCAGCGUGUUGUCAAGGUGCGCUGAAGAGAAAAGCUUUUGGGCGAGGGACUCUAUAUCUGAACUCCUCAAAACAAAGUGUGUUCCAUCCAGUUGCAUUAAAGAUCUGGUGAAUGCUAUUCUGGAGAAGAAUGACUUGGAGUUACUGGAGGAAUCGUUUGAGAACAUAAGUGGAAUUUCUGAAGACACCGUCGUUCUCUGUGCACGCCAUAUUUUAAGACUGGAUCAUGGAAAACUUGACAAAACAUCACAAGAAAAUCUGACAGAGGAAUCAGAGGGAGAAGUCGUUGAUCGGAUGCCAUUAGACAAAACACAGGCCAAAUACUUGUCCUUGACUGGGCAGGAUUGCUGUUAAAUGCCCAUUACACUCAAAUGGUGCUCAUGCCUGAAGCCCAGGAGGUACUGGUCAGCUGUCAUCAACUUGUAGCGCAACAGGUGCGUACUUACGAUAAGCUCCGUACUGUGGAAUGUUUCUUGGAUCAUUUUCGAAAGAGACGAAAGGCUCUACCCAAAGCAGAGAAAGUGACACCCUACAGCAUCGAAACGCUGGAAUUAUGAAAAGAGGCGCCUCUGAACGCGGGCCGUACUUCUUCUAUUCCUCGAUGUUCAAGAUUGGGCGGGAGGAACGAAAUCUUAUUCUCUGUUCAUGCCAGUAGUAGACAAGGAUCAGUGAGGCAUUAACCGCAUUCUCGGCACAAACAGUCCUCACUUCUACCAACAGUUGAUUAUUAGCCCAACCUGAUUGCCUCGGGUGAUCGAUUAGAAGCGGGAAAAUUACCGAGAAAACACGCGUCGUUUCGCGCAUGCUCAAGUUGCUGUGCGGCACGAGUCUGCAAUGACUCGUGUACGUUUCGCCCUUUCUAAAUUUCCUUACUGGCAAAUGUAACCAAAGAGACCUGAUCUCUCGCAGUUGAGUGAGAUUCUGGUUAAAACGUUGUUGCUAAAAGAAGGAAAAAUGCUUGUUUAUUUGUAGGUAUUUGGAGGACUUUGAAUCGAGAUUACGAAGUGAACGUUGUGGCACAUAAAAAAUUAGCCAAUAUUGUGGCUUUUUCGUUCUUUUAAAUUUACCUUUUAUGCAUAUAGAAAUAGGAUUUUGGAAUUGGAUUAUUGUUUAUUACUUUUAGGCAAUUUAUGCUAGAACUGAACUACUCUGUUGUGUUGAUGAAUUACCAGUGAUCCUGAUGUGUGUCCUUUCAAGAUAGAUAAUUGGCAUCAAAGAAAUUCGUGAGCAUGGGUGAUCAUGUGAAGAUCAUUGUUAUGUUAAAGUAGCCUUUUGGUAGGGGUCUAGCUAAGUUGAAAUUGUAAAUUGGUCACCGUCAUUCGUUCUGACGAAGGGCUAACGCUCGAAACAUCAGCUUU
Molecule: messenger RNA, 2830 nt
Organism: Stylophora pistillata
Lineage: Eukaryota; Metazoa; Cnidaria; Anthozoa; Scleractinia; Pocilloporidae
Product: nucleolar protein 11
Biological process (GO): maturation of SSU-rRNA
Cellular component (GO): nucleolus; nucleus
Molecular function (GO): RNA binding; protein binding
Source: RefSeq, a predicted model, not a curated record